Pieris macdunnoughi is the source of this 495-nucleotide messenger RNA. The record is from the annotation of a GenBank genome assembly. Lineage: Eukaryota; Metazoa; Arthropoda; Insecta; Lepidoptera; Pieridae.
AUGUUUAGGUUAUUAUGUGCAUUUGCACUGCUAUCAGUGUGCCAAGCAAUAUUUCCAUUGCACCAUCAUCACCACAUUCCCACCGCGGUAUCCCACCAACAUAUAGAGAAACACGACGGACCCCAUCACCCAAUCACAAUUCAUCACCCCGUGCCGAUUCAUCAUCAUGUACCUUUGGAGCACCAUCAUGUCCCAAUUCAUCAUGUACCAAUUCACCAUGUGCCGCAUGUUCCACAUGUACCCAUUCAUCAUGAUCAUUACGCGUUCCCUGAAUACAACUUCGCGUAUUCCGUCCAUGACCAUCACACAGGUGACGUGAAAUCUCAGCACGAGUUUCGUCAUGGAGACGUAGUCCAAGGAGGGUAUGAGCUUAUUGAGCCUGAUGGUAGGACCAGGAAAGUGGAAUACAAGGCUGAUGACCAUACUGGGUUUAACGCAAUAGUGCAUCACUCGUCGCCUCAUCACCAUUUCCACUUACAGCAACAUCACAUUUAA